Messenger RNA from Zootoca vivipara (common lizard), 4272 nucleotides. The record is from RefSeq and is a predicted model, not a curated record. NCBI's taxonomy places the organism in Eukaryota, Metazoa, Chordata, Lepidosauria, Squamata, Lacertidae.
AGUAAAUUCUUCGCUUUCUCCCCGGCAGCUGAGCUGACAUGCUCCAGCGUGGAAGAGACAAAGGGAAGGGAAGCCUUUUGCUAGAUCAGCCCUUGGCUAUGAUUUUUGCACUGUGGUGAUGUGAACGUGGGCUGUGCAAAACACGACCUUUAGAAUAAACAAACGAAUGCCUCUUUUUUAUUUUAUUUUUAAAAGCAUUGAUUCCGAGAGGAAAUUCAGAAACCAAUUUGACUCUCCAGCUGUGGAAUUGCAGCCUCCAGGAAUAACAAGAGAGAGAGGCAUCCUUUGUGCGGCUUUCCCUGCAGGCAUAAAAAUAUGUCCAUCACGGGGCUGAAGAGGAAGCAGCCAAAAACGUUUAAGGUGAAAGUUAUAACGAUGGAAAUCGAAAUGGAGUUUAGUUGCGAGAUGAAAUGGAAGGGGAAGGACCUCUUUGACCAGGCGUGUCGUGCGCUGGGUCUGCGGGAAUCCUGGUUCUUUGGCUUGCAGUACUCCAUCAAAGGAAUGAACACCUGGUUGAAGAUGGAUAAAAAGGUUCUGGAUCAGGAAAUUCCCAAGGAAGAUCCCAUCAGAUUUUGUUUUUUAGCAAAAUUUUACCCUGAGAAAGUUGAAGAGGAACUUCUGCAGGAGAUCACCCAACACCUCUUUUUCCUGCAGGUUAAGAAACAAAUACUGGAUGAAGAAAUCUACUGCUCUCCUGAGGCUACAAUUUUGUUAGCGUCUUAUGCUGUUCAAGCCAAGUAUGGUGACUAUGACCCAAACCUGCACAAGCCGGGCUUCCUGGCUCCAGAGGAGCUUUUACCAAAGAGAGUCCUCCGCCAAUAUCAGAUGACGCCUGACAUGUGGGAAGAGAGGAUUACAGCCUGGUACGCUGGGCACCGGGGCAUAGCCAGGUAUGAAGCUGAGUUGAACUAUCUUAAAAUUGCACAGGACUUGGAGAUGUAUGGGGUCAAUUACUUUCCUAUAGCUCAAAAGAAGAAUUGUACAGACUUUCUGCUUGGCGUCGAUGCCAAAGGGAUCCACGUCUACAACAUCAACAACCGCUUCUCUCCAAACAAAUCUUUUGAAUGGAGUAGCAUCAGGAACAUUUCCUACAGCGAGAAAGAGCUCACAAUUAAGCCCAUUGACAAGAAGGCCGAAGUCUUUAAGUUCUUCUCCUCGCAGCCCAAAGUCAACAAACAGAUCAUGCAGCUGUUCAUUGGAAACCACGACUUGUUUAUGAGGAGGAGGCGAGUGGACCCCAUCGAGAUCCAGCAAAUGAAAGCGCAAGCUCGGGAGGAGAAAGCAAGGAAGAAGAUGGAGCACCAGCGCCUGGCCAGGGAGAAGCAGCUGCGGGAGGAGGCUGAGCGGGCGAAGGAGGAGUUGGAGCGGCGCCUUUUUGAGGUGGAAGACAAAGCCCGGCAAGCCAAUGAGGCUUUGCGCCGUUCGGAGGCAGCGGCAGAGCUGUUGGCUGAGAAGGCCCAGAUCGCUGAGGAGGAGGCCAAGCUCCUGGCCCAGAAUGCCGCCGAGGCUGAACAGGAGCGUCACCGCCUGGAGAUGGCUGCCUUGAAAACCAAGGAAGAGAAGCUUCUGAUGGAGCACAAAAUGCGGGAGGCAGAACUGAUUGCCAUGAAGCUGGUUAAAGAAUCGGACCGAAGCAGGGCCAAGGAAGCUGAACAUCUGAAACAGGACCUGCAGGAAGCCCGAAAUGCAGAGGAAAAAGCCAAGCAGAAACUCCAGGAUGUUGGCAAGCUCAAUCCUCCUUCUAAUGCUGCCAAGGGCCCCCAGCCCUCCUCCGCUGAUUCCAGAGAUGCCUGCCCUGACAAAGUAUCCAUAAAACUGGAUUUAAGGGACAUUGACUUGAAGAGGCUUUCCUUGGAGAUAGAGCGAGAGAGAUUAGAUUACCUGGAUAAGAGCAGGAAGUUUGAGGAUCGGCUUAAAGAACUCAAGUCUGAAAUCCACGCCCUGAAAGUCGAAGAGAGACACGCAGGCUUCCUCUCGCACUGGAGCGAAGUCCUUGGGUCCCUGGGCCGUUCCUCGGGGAAGAUGUGCAAGGUUGAACUGCAGCCAAGCGUUUUACAUUUCCCAGAUUUCUCUAAUGUAUAUGGAAAGGCUUGUGCUGGAACAGACAAGAGGUCUCUUGGGCCUGGUGCUUGGCUGUCGCCAGUGGUUAUGGUGACUCCGUUGUGGAUGAACUCCUUUGAAGUGGACUUGUUGGACAGCCUGCAGCAGCCUUUUGUGCCAUGCCCGCUCAACGUGACCAACGGCUCUCUGCCCAGAACGCCAACGGAAAAACCCUUUUUUGAGACAGAUGCCCUGGCUGCCAGUAAUGUGGGCACAGGAAUAAGGAAGCACAUUAAGGUACAACAACACAAAACAGACGUGAUCUAUAUCUGAAGCACCUUAAGGCGACUGUCUGCGGCUUGGUCACCAUUUGUUUUAAGGAAGUCUAAAGGCUACUCUCAGAUCCUAGAAAGACUGUUGUAGAAACCUGCCACCUCUGUGCCCUACUUUGGUUCCCAGGAUGUGUUUCUUGCAUUCAAAAACAGAUCUGGUGAUACUGGAUGCACCAGAGGUGGGUAGGGCUCCCCACCACACUAAAGGUAUCAACCUGGAAGUAUCCUAAAACUUCAUGCAUUUAGUGGUGACUCAGCAUUUCAAGAGACACUUAUGCACAGUUCUAUAAUAAUUAAGGUAUGGCCCCAAUUUGGCUAAAGUUAGUUGUGACUAAAUCAGCAAUUAGUCUUACUUGGAAAUAAGUCCCGCUGAACAUAGUGGGACUUACCUUCUAAGCAGAAAAGCAAAGAACUGAAAGCCGUUUGUUGUGACCAGCUCCAUGUUCCACUGAAAAGCAAUGGGGCUAUAAUCAGAACUUAACUGAAUCAGGUCCUGUGCAUUUAGGAAUCUGUGUGGAUAGUUAUGUCCACAAGUAUUGUGUUGAAUGUAGAGAAUUUUGCAGCUAUUAUUAAUGCCAUUAAAAAAAUUAAAAGAUGACAUAAGGGACAAAACUUGAAAUGCAAAAAUUCCCUAGUUAACUAAAAACGGUUUAAAACGAUGAUGCCAUUCCCAAGCUGAUGUUGGCUUUAACACUUGUUUUAUAAAUCUUUCUUGGAAUGGGAGUUGUAGCCCCUAUCGUGGAGGGAAACAGAUUGUGAGAAGGCUGAUCCUCUGCGUGCCCAUUUAAAAGUAACUCCCAUUCUUUUCAGUGGGGCUUACCUGGGAGUAAGCACCUAGGAUUAUAGAAACACACCAAGACCUAUCCUUGAGUAAACAUGCACAGGGAACUGCUUAGUUAGAAUCUGCAUACCAACCAUUCAGCCAAGGGUUAGGGUUUGUAAACAGUCAUAAAGGAAGAGACUUGGAACAAAAGACAGAGGAAGAAGAGUUAGCAGAAAGCUAAUUUUAAUGUCAGUAUCCAAUGUGAAGAUUCUGCAUUUUAUAUUUUGUAAAGCCCAAAAUAACACAAGUCUCUCAUCAGAAGCUCCCCUCUGCAGUCACAAACAAUGCAAUGUGGAGGAAUCAGUUCUCUUUCUAGCCAGCGUCUGCUCCCACCCCCCAUAAAGCUGGGGAGCUAUGUCUGUGUUCCUUAAGAGCAGGCAGGGAUGGAGAAACUGCAGCCCUUCAGGGGUUGCUGGACAACUCUCUGCAUCGUUGACCUUACUUGGCAAUGAUGGCUGAGGCUCACGGGGACCAACAAGCACAGCAUCAUCAAAUGGAGGGCCCCAGGUGUUCCCUAUUCAGCAGCACCCAUAACAGGGAUGGGGGACGGACGACAUCAGGGUGACUCUUCCCUAUUUCAUGCAUAAAACAUAGUUUCAUGGCAUCUCACCAGUGCAACAUUAGGAGGAAAAAGCAAUGUCUUGCAUUGUAAAUUCUCUUUCUUAGUGUCUAGUAUCUGAGGUUAAAGGUGCAGUGGCUCCCAAAGAGGUGCCUGCAAAUAGUCUGCACUUCGUUCUCUGCAGAGCGCUAGAGAAUGACAUGAACUCAGGCAGGAAAUGCUUUUUUUGGGGGGGGGAGUCUGACUGUAACCCCAAACUUAUCUACAGGAAAUUAAGGGCCUCCUGGCAUUUUCUACUUGGCACCUGAAUUGUCUUCACCUGUGUGGUCUAUUCACCAAACCAUCAAUUGGUACAAUGAAUGGAAAGAACUCAGGGGAAGGGUAGAGAGUCACUAGAGCCCAGACUGGGCCUUUUGCUAGAUCAAGAGGCUGAUCUAUGAAAUAAAUACUGAUUUCUAUAUUUUAAGUUAUUGUAAAUAUAAUUUUCUUUUUUCCAAAAUAAAUUAUCUGAACAAUUA